CACAGUCGCUUUUGGCCAGCAGAAAGACAGAGACGCGUGGAAAAAGCGUUAAGGAUACUCAAACCCAAAAACCACCUCAGACGUUUAUAGGAAACAGCAAAAGCUUACAGCUAUGGCAAUGAGAGCGCUCGUCUUAUUGGCCGCCAUCGGUUUGGUGGCCGGCGAAGGUCUCCGGCUGCCGGACCAGCAGUCGUCCAGCAACAUCCAGCAGGUGUAUGCGCCGCAGCCGCAGAUCCAGCAGAUCCAGCAGCCCCAGCAGAUUCCCCAACAACAACAACAGCAACCAGGAGUGGGAGAGGAGCGCGGAAGGUCCUCCCUGCUGAGCAUCUUCGGACUGGGCAACGACAACGAUCCCUACUUGGCCAGGACGAACAGCAACUGCCUCGGCGGCGACCUCUCCGAGUGCUUCAAGACCCAGGCCCUCAACACCUUUGACGAGAUCUUCUUCAGGGAUCAUUACAAGCUCACAGACUUUGCUCGCGUGGUGAGGUUGCCGGAAACCCAGCAGAGGUCCUUGCAGCAGGAGCCCUUUGAGUACGCCGAGGAUCCGGAACUGGAGACAGCUGACGACUCCUGGAACCAGCUUCUGAAAUAUGGACUGCGAAGGGCCGAACGUUUUGUCAAGUCCACGGCUCUGGAGGUCGAGUGGCCCGAGGAACUCACUGAAGCCGGUCGUUACGAGGCCCGAUUCAUCGGAAACGACAUUGAUGGCGAACUGGACCUCAUCGACGAUGGACAGCGUGCUGGCCACUUCUCCCGCAAGAAGCUUAAGAAGAUGAUCAUCCCCCUGCUUCUGGUGCUGAAGAUCUUCAAGCUAAAGCUGCUGCUCUUCCUGCCCUUCAUCCUGGGAAUCGUGGGCCUGAAGAAGAUCCUCGGCCUGGCCGCCAUCAUCCUGCCCGGUCUGUUCGCCUACUUCAAGCUGUGCCGCCCGCCAGGUGGCGUCAGCGGUGCCUUCGGCGGCGGAUUGUCCAGCCUGUUCGGCGGCAAGCCCAGCUUCCCCCAGUACAGCCCGCAGGGAGUGGGAGCGGCCACCUACUACCACCACCACGAGCACUUCGAGGGCGGCCACGGAGGAGCAGGACCCUACUACCGCCAGGAGCCCAGCUUCGCGAAGCCCUACACCGACUACUACAGCAAGAGCUACCAAGGCCAGGAGGUGCAGGGUCAGCAGCAGGUGCCCGGCAACUCGGUGAGCUUCGGGGAUCCCCAGGAGGCCGCCUACAACGGGUACUAUGGUCGCAACUCCGGCAAGGACAUUGCCGCCGAGCAGCAGCCACAGAAGAGCUAAGUUCGAGGACCUUGACCGCGAGCACGUUGUUAUUUAUUUGGCCCUCGGCCUCGCUGCAUUCCUAUAAGAAUAUUUAUUACGAUACUUGUACUUGUAAAUAAAACAAAGUUUUAAAUGGA
This is a messenger RNA of Drosophila ficusphila, 1407 nucleotides long. RefSeq lists its product as uncharacterized. The record is from RefSeq and is a predicted model, not a curated record. The coding region runs from base 113 to 1288 and encodes 391 amino acids. Lineage: Eukaryota; Metazoa; Arthropoda; Insecta; Diptera; Drosophilidae. The transcript is spliced from 5 exons.